This is a messenger RNA of Cotesia congregata, 747 nucleotides long. The record is from the annotation of a GenBank genome assembly. NCBI's taxonomy places the organism in Eukaryota, Metazoa, Arthropoda, Insecta, Hymenoptera, Braconidae.
AUGUCAGGUGAAGGAACUUCCGACGAAGAAGGCUCCCAGGAGGAUUCCGCGAGGUACGACAUCGACGACAUGGAAAUUAUCAAGACUAUUGAACGUACGGCCAUUAUUUACAACAGAUGCUUUUGUUUACAGGAACUGGCACGUUUGGACGCGUGGUUUUAUGCAGACAUCAAGGAAUACCCUUGGCGCUUAAAGUCCUCUCUAUGGUUGACGUCAUUAGACUUAAACAGGUGGAACAUGUUAGAAAUGAAAUAUCUGUCCUCAAGGAGGUCAAACAUCCCUUCAUUGUUAAUAUAGUACCUAGCACCCGAAAUAAUUCAGAGCAAAGGCCACAAUAAAGCGGUAGACUGGUGGGCAUUGGGAGUCCUAAUCUACGAAAUGUUGGCGGGAUACCCUCCGUUUUUCGACGACAACCCCUUCGGAAUCUACGAGAAGAUCCUCAGCGGCAGAAUAGAGUGGCCCAAGCACGUAGACCCGAUCGCGAAGGACCUGAUCAAGAAGCUGCUGAUUGCCGACCGAACAAAGAGGCUGGGAAACAUGCGUCAGGGAGCCGAGGACGUUAAGAGGCACCGGUGGUUCAAGCUCAUCGACUGGCAGCUCGUACCCCAGAGAGCCCUCACACCGCCAAUAAGACCGAGAGUAAAGGCUCCAGAGGACGCAAGCUGCUUCGACGACUACCCGGAAACCGACUGGAGGUCCCAGCCUCCUUUGCCGCCUGACCAGUUGGCUCUUUUUCAAGACUUCUGA